Messenger RNA from Plectropomus leopardus (leopard coralgrouper), 3375 nucleotides. RefSeq names its product heterogeneous nuclear ribonucleoprotein Ub (gene hnrnpub). Lineage: Eukaryota; Metazoa; Chordata; Actinopteri; Perciformes; Serranidae. Gene Ontology annotation, molecular function: promoter-specific chromatin binding; protein binding; RNA binding. Gene Ontology annotation, cellular component: ribonucleoprotein complex; nucleus. The record is from RefSeq and is a predicted model, not a curated record. Gene Ontology annotation, biological process: positive regulation of transcription by RNA polymerase II; alternative mRNA splicing, via spliceosome.
UCCUCCCCCACACCCCGGGCUCAGCUCAGCUUUUUAGCCGGUGAAAGCUUGGUCGGACAGCGCGGGUGCCAUUUGGCGCAGUAUUGAGCUACAUCCGUCGACAAAGGGCGCCCAGUUAUUUAUUUACCGUCGCAUUUGUGAGUUUUAUUUGAUACAUUUUGCCGUACAAGCGUUUCACCAUGAGCUCAAUUAACGUCAAGAAGCUGAAAGUGAACGAGCUGAAGGACGAGCUGAAAAAGCGUAAUCUUUCGGACAAGGGGCUGAAGGCCGAGCUGAUGGACCGCCUGCAGGCCGCGCUGGACGAGGAGGCCCUGGCCGGAGACUCGCUGGGCCAAGAAGCCGGGACGGACGACGGUGCCGGCCAUGCAGCCGACCAGGAGGGCAUGGGAGAGGAAGAGGAAGGCGAGGGCCCGAUAGAAGAAAGCAUGGAGGCCAACGAGGAAGAAGAGGAGGAGGAGGAGGGAGACGAGCCGGAAAAUGGGGGCGACGGUGAUGGCGUUGACGAAGAGAUGGGUGAGGGGGAAGAGGAUGGAGACGAGGACGACGAGAUGGAUCCCAUGCUCAAAGGAGAUGUCGACGACAUGGAGAAAAUAGAUACGGAGGACGGUGAGCCCGCGGACCAGGCUGCUGAGGGGGAUGCGGACAAAGACACGAAUGCUGAUCAGAAGAAUAAGAAGGGUGUUAAGAGACGCCGGGAGGAACAUGGAAGGGGCUACUUUGAAUUUAUUGAAGAGAACAAAUACAGCUGGGCCUCAUUUAAGUCUCCUGUGCCACCCCUGGAGGAAGAAGAUGAGGAGUUUGAUGACACAAAAGUCUGCCUGGAUACCUACAACUGCGACCUGCACUUUAAGGUGUCACGGGACCGCUACAGUGCCUCAUCUCUCACAAUGGAGAGUUUUGCUUACCUCUGGUCCGGAGGCAAGGCCACCUACGGAGUGAACAAAGGGAAAGCCUGCUUUGAGAUGAAGAUUGCAGAGAAAAUCCUGGUGAAGCACAUUUCCAACAAGAACAUGGAGAUUUAUGACGUGCAGGUCGGCUGGUCCCUGUCCACUGGCAACCUCCUCCUCGGUGAGGAGGAGCAUUCUUAUGCAUACUCUGGAAAAGGCAAGAAGACCACCAACUGUGUGACAGAGGACUUUGGAGAAACCUAUGAGGAGAAUGAUGUCAUCUGCUGCCUUAUUGACUUUGAGGGGGAUGAGGUGGUGAUGUCCUUCUCCAAGAAUGGAGGCGAGCCGGCUGUCGCUUUCCAAGUCAACAAGAACACUCUGAACGGCCAGGCCCUUUUCCCACACGUCAUCUGCCACAACUGUGCCGUGGAGUUCAACUUUGGCCAGAUGGAGACUCCGUACUUCCCUCAGCCCCAGGGCUACACCUUCCUGCAGCAGAUCCCUGUGGAUGACAGAGUGCGGGGACUCAAGGGGCCACAGACCAAGGCUGACUGCGAGAUCAUUGUGAUGGUCGGCCUGCCAGGCUCAGGGAAGACUACAUGGGUUAAGAACCAUGUCCAGGAGAACCCUGGAAAAUACUACAUCCUGGGUAGUGACACCAUUGUGGAAAAGAUGAUGAUCAACAGUCUGAAACGCCAGUCCAAGGACAUUACAAAACUGAAUGCCAUUUCCCAGCGAGCACCACUUUUCCUGGGAAAGUUUAUUGAGAUUGCUGCCCGCAAGAAGAGAAACUACAUCCUGGAUCAUACUAACCUGUCUGCCCCGGGCCAGAAGAGGAAAAUGUGCUUGUUUGCAGGCUACCAGCGUAAGGCUGUGGUGGUCUGCCCCUCUGACGAAAGCUACCAGGAGAGAGUCCAGAAGAAGGUUGAGAGUGACGGCAAAGAAGUGCCUGAGCACGCUGUCCUCAAAAUGAAAGGCUUCUACUCUCUGCCUGAGGAGGGGGAGAGCUUCAACGAAGUCGUCUAUGCUGAGCUGCAGAAAGAGGAGGCCGGCAAGCUGCUGGAACAGUACAAAGAAGAAAGCAAGGCCGCUCUGCCAGCUGAGAAGAAACCCAACCAGGGAAGCACAACACCAAAGAGAGGUGGUGGCUUGCGUGGUGGUGGCCGGGGAGGCAAGAACCAGUUUGGCCGUGGUGGUGGACCUGGACAGAGAGGUGGUGGCCGUGGAGGCUUCCAGAACAGAGGCAACUUCAGAGGAGCUCCUGGCCCUCGCGGCAGCUUCAGCCGACCACCUCGCGGCUUCCUGCCUCCCCCAGCCUACAGAGGAGGCUUCCAUAACCGUGGAAACUUCAGCCGGGGUGGUGGCCCCAUUCCCAGCCUGGGCGGAUCCCCCAGGGGCGGACCAAUGAGGGGUAACAUGGUACCUAGAGGGGCACCCAUGAGCAGAGGUGGCCCAAUGAACAGGGGGAACAUGAGCAGAGGAGGCGCAGCCAACAUGCAUCGUGGCGGAGCAAGGGGACAUCACAACCAGUUUCAGCCGAGAGGCGGUAGCCGUGGCAACUUUGGCAACUAUGGAAACAAGAAUGGUAACUUUGGUAACAACAGGAACGCUGGUAACUAUGGCAACAGGAACGGCAUGGACAAGGCCCAAGCCUUCAACCAGAGCUGGCAGCAAGGGUUCUGGAACCAGAAGCCAUGGAGCCAGCAUUACCAGCCUGGAUAUUACUAAGACACUUGUUGUGACGGACUGGUGGCCGACACUGAGACCCACCGCUAGCCACGGAACAUCCCUCUACCCCGCUUUUUGAUUUUUCUUUCUUUUCCCUGAACCCACUUUUAACAAUCUAAAACCCACCAACUGACAAUGAACGACUAACACGAUUUGGAGCAACAACAUUCCACAUCAGAGGGGGAGACCAGACGACCUGAGUGUAACUGAAGCUUUAUAUAUCUAAUAUACUCGUGUACAUCGUGGGUUCGGUCUCAUUUGAUCAUCAGUUUAUUUUUGUUGUAUAUUUCAUUCUAAUUUUUUUUCCACCACUUUUAAAUGACGUGCUUUUAAAAGGAAAUCUCAUGUUUGUAAUAUCAGGAGACAGAAACAUUUCCCGGCAGAUGUUGAGAGAUUUUUUUUCAGGGUUGUGCAUUUUAUCUGUGCUGUGAUUUUUUUUUUUUUUUUUUUUUUUUUUUUUUAAUUAUUAUUUUGCUUUUUUUUGUUGCUUUUUUUUAAAAUUACAAAUUGUAAAUAUUUUUUUCUUUCGCGUAGUUUGUAUGGGAAGUUCAAAAAACAGUAAUGAUUGAAAGGAAACUUGGCUUUAUAGCGAGACGCAUGGUAGCUGAUUAUAUUGUUAGGCUUUACAUGUCAUUAGAGUCUGCUGUCAAACAGUUUAAAGCAAAGCAACAAGAUGAUUUUGUCUUUUGUUCCCAGUAUCAAACCUGUAACCUAAACUCCAUAGACCUACAAUAAACAACUCGUUGGCUUUUUUACAUUC